Spodoptera litura is the source of this 2292-nucleotide messenger RNA. It is a transcript of the gene tab1, whose product is annotated as tak1. Gene Ontology annotation, molecular function: protein serine/threonine phosphatase activity. Gene Ontology annotation, biological process: protein dephosphorylation. The record is from RefSeq and is a predicted model, not a curated record. Lineage: Eukaryota; Metazoa; Arthropoda; Insecta; Lepidoptera; Noctuidae.
GUAAGUAGAUGAAAAUUAAAUUUCAAGGAUCAGCUCAAUCAACCUAGUCAAUAUUACAAUGUCAAGUCGUGACUAAGCCUAAAGUCAUGCUUAUUUCCUUGUUUCGGUUCAAAUUCUUUGUACCUAUGGAUUGCAAAUGAAUAUAAACAAUGAUUAAUAUCGCCGAAACAAUAUUCAUGAAUUUAUCACGUGGGAAAGGAUACUGUGGUUACCGGUUAGCAAGCAACAAAAUGGUACAAGCCAGUACAAGGUACAAGUUAGUCACUACCUAUGAUUAGAUUGUGAUUAAGACUGAGUUAAUUUUAUAGUAUUUUUAUCAACAUUGUUUGUUGAUAAAGAAAGUGCUUGUUAACAAAAUUAAUCUCCUAAACGAGGCAUACUUAGGUGUAACGAAACGUAGUAUCAUCACAGAUUUUUAUCAUUUUUAGGAUCUUAAUUGCCAUCACAAACAGUACAAAAGGGAAGUACAGAUUGUCAAAAUUAAGUCAUUUCUUAGUUUACAAAAUAGUCUAGAUAAGAUUUAAACUGAAAACCGAAAUAAAAUAGCUCUAUUUCCUCUUUGGGAAUUGUUUGCAAAGUAAUGGUACUAAACGUAUUCUUUAUCUGUCAAAGCUGUCAGAUUCUAUUUUCAUCACAAAAAUGUGAAAAAUGUCAAAAUUGCUUUUGUGACUGUGAAUCGAAAGUGUUUUACUUUUUGUUAUUUAAUUUCUUGACAUUAGGUUUUUCUUCAUUUUUUACACAAUGAUUGCGAGGCCGUGGACAGACGACUUGCCGAAAUGUAAAAAUUCUUGUGUCGCAUCAUAUUUUUCGAGAUUGGGAGGAGGAAAUACAAAUACUAAUGAUGAUUACCUGUGUUUUUACUGCCAGACUGAAGAUAAUUUUUCCCUCUACGGAGUCUUUGAGCCCCACAAUGGGCUGGACGCAGCGAGGUUCAUCAUGCAGAGGAUGGCUGCUGAGAUACUGUUCCCGCCACCAUCAGCUAACACUGACGAGGAGAUUAGAGAAAGACUAAGGAAUGCAUUCAUAUCAGUAGAGAAAGCAUACAUAGAGAACUAUGAUGGUAUGAUAGCGGAGAGGACAAGCCUACAGUAUCAGCUGCAGACACUUAACGAAACACAGGUAUCCCAAAACUACAACAUCUUGGCCCGUCUAAAGGAGAUAGACGUACACCUGUCAGGCGGUGCAGCGGUAGUGAUAGCACUGGUACACGCCAACAAACUGUUCGUGGCACACGUGGGGGACACCAGGGCGUUACUCUGCAGGACUGAUGACAACGCAGUGCUGAGGGUCGUGCAACUCACCGUGGAUCAUAGUCUGAAUAACGAAGAUGAGUUGUUGCGGUUACAGCAGUUGGGACUUGAUGUUAAUAAGUUGAGGAAUUCACAAUACCUGGGCAACCAGACCGGUACGCGAUGCCUGGGUAACUACCUAGUCAAAGGACUAUACAAAGCUUUCCCUACAAUCAGUGCUGCCGUCACAGAGCCGGUCAUAGCAGCUCCUGAGAUACAUGGACCUAUUAUACUGGACGAGUCUUGCAGAUUCCUAGUCCUAGUAAGCGCUGGAGUGUACAAGCGUAUUCAAGAAGCUAAAGGCAGCUACGAACAAACCAACAAGCAGUUAGCACAGAUAAUAGUAGAGAACUUCAGAAAACAUGACUUUAGGAUGGUCAGCCAAUCAGUGCUUGAGGAAAUUGAGCAAGAAUUCGUGUCUUACUGCGUUAAGAACAGUCUUACGCCUAAACCAAACACACACAUGUCAUUAUUGAUAAGAAAUUUCAAUUUUUUGCCCACAAAUGAAGAUGAAAUCCCACCAACUCACAGUGUAACGAAAAACGCAUCAGUCCGAUUCAAUCCGAUUGUUCAAUCAAAAUCGAACACGUUACUCAACGAAAUCGAUUCUGAAAUUUACUCAUCUGGCACAAACGAGAUUGAGACGACGAACGAUUCUAAUAUCGAUACUAAUCGGUCUAUAGAAUCGACUUCAGAUAUCUAUCCUGUGGGCAGGCCGUUUGAUAGGGAUCGGAAAAUCAAGGGUUAUGUUGACUUUUCUUGUUAUUUUGAAAAUGUGGCUAAGGCUAGGAAGAAUGGGACAUUGCCUGAUUUUAUUAAAUGAUUACUUUUUUGACGUUGAAGAGUCAUUCUUGUCAUUAUGUUUUAAAGUAUUGUGAUACUAUUAUGUGUAUUCUUUCUUACACAUGCCUUGUACCAGAUUUCGUGCUUAUAAAACUUUUAAUUUUAAAGUUACAGUCUAUACCUAUUUAACAAACAAACAAGUUCACAUACACAUGACACC